Molecule: messenger RNA, 1665 nt
Organism: Didymosphaeria variabile
Lineage: Eukaryota; Fungi; Ascomycota; Dothideomycetes; Pleosporales; Didymosphaeriaceae
Exons: 1
Coding region: 1-1665 (554 amino acids)
Source: RefSeq, a predicted model, not a curated record
AUGUCGCCACCUCCGUCUGCUAUGAACCUGCCUUCCUCAUCGAGUUCAUAUGAGGCGACCUUUACUGCUCCCUCAAACCCGACGCCGCCAUUUUCGAGAGGAUCUACGAGCGCAACCCAACCAAUCAAACUUCCAAAUGUAGUACAAAAUCUUCAACAAUUGAAAAAUCAAAGCACGACCAACCUGGCAAUAGCUGCGCCCGCCGAACAGCGAGUCACGGCCAGAGAUACUGAGGAGGGUUUUGGGGCAUACUCACGCCCUUUGCAACAGAGUGCAAGCUCGCCAGUGCUAUCACCACCCUUAUCAGCACCUCCUACUGUGCCUAGGCUAGAGCCUGUCACCGCGACUCAGAUCAGCAAUGAAGUUUUAGGAUACACGCAAGAUGCCUCCCACACAACUCUGAGCCAACACAGCACUCACGACCCUCUGGGGACUCAGACAAGAAGAGGAGUGGCCAGUGAUGCCGGUGUUCCACCAAGUAACGCCAGUGGUGGGCAACACAGCCAAUCCAUCAUCACUACUAUAGCGACCGUCAAAGAAGGGAAGGAAAAGAAGAAGAGGACCCCAGAAGAGAAAGCGGAGAGGCAGGCGAAGAAAGAAGCAAAAGCGGCAAAGAAAGAAGCUAAAGUGAAGAGACAAGCCGAGAAAACGAAGCUGUUCCAGAAUGCACAGGCGAGGUCGCUCCAUAACGCGGCUACUCUCGCUAAAUCUCUCGAUAAUCAGGAUUAUUCAAAAUCGCAAGACGCACCGCACACGGCAAAUCGUGCUUCCCUUCCUAGUUCCCGGUCGGUCGUGCCAUCAAACCACCAGAUGGUCCCUAAGGGUCUUACCGAUUCAGUUCGAACAUCACCAAUUCCGCUGCCGCUGGAAGUCAAUUGCUUGGGUAUGGCCGAGACAAGCGCUUCGCAGGGUGCUCCACAGCGCAAAAUGCGUAAACGCGAUCAUUGUACUUCAGUCGAACCCAUUGAUCGCGCCCAAGAGCAAAAGACCAAAGAGCACACGUCCAAGACCUCUAUCGAAGGUUCAGAACGUUACCAGGAGCGUAACAUCAAGGAGCACAAGUCGAAAACCUCUCGUCGACCAGUGCCCACUAUGGUUACCCCAACACAUGCGACCCAACCGGACCCUGGGCCAGUAAGUCCUCCACAGGAACUCCAAUCGAAGCGGUCUCAAUUCAAUACAACUCAGCCCCAGGUCAUAAUAAUACAACAACCAUCGCCGCCUUCACACCACGUCCCCUUUGUAUCACCUCCUUCCCACCAAACACCAUAUGCGUCGAACGAGUACUCUUACUCGCGCGUGGAUAUGAGAUAUGAGCCGCAACACCAUCAGUCCGGCGAUCCGGAAUUCACCUUGAACACUUUGGUUAAGCCUACCUCCACUCGAGGGUCGUACACGUACCUUCCGCUUGCGCAGAAUGAUGUCGUUGCGACAGCGUACAGUCACGACUACGGUCAACAGGUAACGAGUGCUUCGCACCCCGCGAUGAUGAUUGGCCAUGAGGCAGAAGACGACAGGGAUGAUUCUUAUGGUUGCUGCUCGUGGUUGUACGGGGGCAGAGAGAGUGAGUAUCAGAUGGAAGAGGCGAAGGGCAAGCAAGCCAAGAGGCCCAAGAAACAGAAGGCAAAAGACGAGGAUGACGAUGAUGUGUGUGUGGUAAUGUGA